Molecule: messenger RNA, 1207 nt
Organism: Mollisia scopiformis
Lineage: Eukaryota; Fungi; Ascomycota; Leotiomycetes; Helotiales; Mollisiaceae
Exons: 2
Coding region: 51-971 (306 amino acids)
Source: RefSeq, a predicted model, not a curated record
CACCUUCGUCCUUUUGCAUCCAACUAUUGUCGACCACCUCGCACAGCGAAAUGCCAUUGACUGCCAUGGAGUUAGAACAGAAAGCCCAGGAUAGGGCGGGAGUAGAAACUCGAGCAAAGUCAAUUGGCAUUCCUUCAGCACUGCUAGCCGCCCUCGAAAAAUCAAAGCCCACCCGCUCUAUUCCCCAAGAGACCCUUUCCCUUCUAUCAGAAACUCCCCAAACUAUCUACAGGUCACUUUCGAAUCUCGUCAACCCACCUUCAUCUUCGUUGACUUGGAAGGCUCACGACCAUGGAGUGCCAACGGGGUUCUUCCGUCUACCAUUGGAGAUCCGUGAACAGAUAUAUGGUCUCGUCACAGGACACAAGACGGUUCUCAAGAUUCCAGAAAAUUACCACAAACCUCGACCAUCGCGAGAACGGUCUAACAACGGAUCAACGAGCCUAUUGCAGACUUGUCGCCAAAUAUAUGCUGAAGCAAUCACGAGUAUCUACACCCAAAAUACAUUCCAGUUCCAAAACCACAACGAUUUCCUCGCAUUUGCCCACGCCAUCAACCCUAUUUCCUUGAGUCAGAUCACAUCUUUGACCUUCGACCUGAAUUCCAUUCUACGUGUCGGCGGCGACCCAUAUGAUCACCAAGCCCCCCGCUUCACGAUCAUCUGGGUCGACGGCGUAGAAGCCCAAUGGCCACAUGUUUGGAGCAUCAUAGCAGCAAUGGACAACUUGAUGGAGCUAAAUGUCUUCCUGCAGGACCCCGGGUUCCCUGAGUGGGAUGGUAUGCAAUGUCUCUGUCUUUUCGAGAGGGAAAUAUUGUCGCCGCUUGGGAAAAUCAAGAAGCGGUUGAGGGUGUUUGAGAUGAACGUACCGUGGGUUGAUAUUUCUUCUUGGGAUCGUUUCGAAAAUCGCCAGCCCGUGACAGAAGGUGCUCUGUUCAACUUGACACGGAGAGGCAUCAACCCUGUUUGGUGAAUUUAGUUGUUGUCUGAGGAUAUAGCGGUAAUGAAUCGCUUGGUCAUUAGUACAGUUGGAAAAAGUCGAUCUCAUCGUUCUCGAACCUCUCGUGUAUAACAGCUCUUUCCUUUUGGUGACAUGAAUUUACUUGUCUGUAAGAUGACAUACCAGCAAAGACCAGCACGGUGGAGCAAAACAAACAGCCCGGAGAAAAUCAGAACACUAUUCGAAAGUAGCUUGAUUCAAAUAUAUAC